This is a messenger RNA of Nicotiana tabacum (common tobacco), 852 nucleotides long. The record is from RefSeq and is a predicted model, not a curated record. Lineage: Eukaryota; Viridiplantae; Streptophyta; Magnoliopsida; Solanales; Solanaceae.
AUGUGUGAUAGUUUCCAGAGAACAGUAACAAUUAUGAAAAGGCAUGAGAUGCCACUGAAUGGUAUUAUGGAGGUUGAAAUCUUUGAUGUGUGGGGAAUUGAUUUUAUGGAUCCGUUUCCCUCGUCCAGUGGGUGUAAGUACAUUUUGGUGGCCAUUGAUUAUGUGUCGAAGUGGGUGGAGGCCAUUUCUCUUCCUAUAAAUGAUGCCAAGGUUGUGGUCAACUUUGUGAAGCAUUUUUUACAAGAAAAAUACGGGGUCAGACAUAAGGUUGCAACCGCUUACCAUCCUCAGACUAGUGGACAAGUUGAAGCGUCAACUAGAGAGAUAAAGCAAAUUCUAGAGAAGACGGUUAGUGCAAGAAGGAAAGAUUGGGUUGCAAAGCUUGAUGAUGCUCUAUGGCUUGUUUAUAGGAAGGCAUGCCAUUUACCGGUGGAACUUGAGCAUGAGGCAUACUGGGCGAUAACGAAACUGAACUUUGAUACAGAUUUAGUGGGUAGAAAGCGGUUGAUGCAAUUGAACGAUCUUGAUGAGUUUCUCUUGCACGCGUAUGAGAAUGCCAAGUUCUAUAAAGAAAAGACCAAGUGUUGGCAUGAUAAGCAUAUCCAUCAUCGCGAGUUCGAACCACGCCAAUUGGUUCUCUUAUUCAAUUCAAGGUUGAGACUCUUUCGGGGGAAGCUCAAAUUGAGAUGGUUGGGCCCGUUUGAGAUAGUGAGAGUCACUCCACAUGGUGCAAUUAAGCUGCACAUCUUAGGAGACAAGAGAACGUUCUUAGUGAACGGACAAAGAGUCAAGCACUAUUAUAGAGGUGACUUUGAUCGUCAGAAGUCGAAGGUGUUACUUGUCGAUGAUUAG